AUAACCGAGAUUGCGUCUCCCUUCACUUCCGCCCCGUCGCCCCGGGAACCGGAAAUCCGGCUGCCCCGGGUCACGUGUCCCUCCGCCAUCUUGGCUCUGCUGGCAGCAGCAGCCAGGAGGGGGGGUGCUGGAGCAGAGCUGGGUCUCUGGACGUAGUUUUCAUCCUGGGGGAAGGGGCCGUGGAGUUUGAGAGGCUGUGGAAGAGAUGGCGGCCUCGGCGCGGGAAGAUGGCGGCCGCGGGCAGGAGCACGGACGGCGGGGCUGCGAGCACUAUGACAGAGGAUGCCUCCUGAAGGCACCUUGCUGUGACAAGCUUUAUACUUGCCGGUUGUGUCAUGAUAGCAAUGAAGAUCAUCAGCUAGAUCGCUUUAAAGUAAAGGAAGUGCAGUGCAUAAACUGUGAAAAAAUUCAACAUGCACAACAGAUCUGUGAAGAAUGUAGCACAUUGUUUGGAGAAUAUUAUUGCAGUAUAUGCCAUCUCUUUGACAAAGAUAAGAAACAGUAUCAUUGUGAAAACUGUGGAAUUUGUAGGAUUGGUCCAAAGGAAGAUUUUUUCCACUGUUUGAAAUGUAACUUAUGCCUAGCAAUGAAUCUCCAAGGAAAGCACAAGUGUAUUGAAAAUGUUUCCCGGCAGAAUUGUCCAAUAUGUUUGGAGGACAUUCAUACAUCCCGUAUUGUUGCUCACGUCUUGCCAUGUGGACAUCUUUUACAUAGAACAUGUUAUGAAGAAAUGUUGAAAGAAGGCUACAGAUGUCCAUUAUGUAUGCACUCUGCUUUAGAUAUGACUAGGUACUGGAGACAGCUGGAUGAUGAGGUAGCACAGACUCCUAUGCCAUCAGAGUAUCAGAACAUGACUGUGGAUGGGAGUCUCUGCCCUGGAGAAGGGACCAGUGAGACCUAAACACUGCAGUUGCUGAGGGCAAGGCCAGAGCCAAGCAAGGGCUUAGCCACCCAUGGACAAUGGCUUUUUCCCAAAUCUCACCACUCAUGUGCAGUGACUCCCAAAUCCAACCAUUAUCAGGUAAGUCCCUCUGAUGGGGUGGGAUGAAUGGGGAAGCCAUGGAAAGAAGGAUGGAGACUUUCCUAGUACUUUUAAAGGAGUCAGAAUUGAUGACAUGAGGAAAGAAUAUGGAAAAAUUCCUGUUCCAGAGACCCUGAAACAGCCUCAUUGUCCUGGUAUCCAUUGGAUGGAAGGUGAUCUCAAUCUGACCACACCCUGUGGGCCAAUGGAACUUGGAGAGGAUAAGAUAAAUAAUCUUUUCCUGAUAGAGACUCUAAAAUUGGCCUGACCGCCAGGGGUGAUGAGCUGUGACACCAGGCAAGACCUGCCUUCCACUGUCAUCUUGAGAGUGAGGCAGUGCUGGCUCAAGUAAGUCUACACCUUUUUUUUUUUUUUUUUUAAAUCAAAGCAUAUUGAUAUUGUAGGCAAAGAGCAGUUUUAGAAUUUAUCUCCUUUGACCUUUUGCUUUAGAACUGAAAGACCAUGUAGUUCAGUCCACUCUGAUUUUGCUUGAUCAUCAGAAGACCAGCAAACUUCAAUUUAAUUGUCCGAGCUUUCUUUGAAGACCUUCAAAGGAAGCUUCUUAUUAUUUUCUGCACCAUUAUCUCUCAGAGGCUCCAUGUAAUGCACACACCUUGGAGGCAGGAAUAUAUAGGGUUGUCCUAUUUGACAAACAUGUACCCAAGACUACAGAUCUAGAGAGGAUCUGAAUCGGGAGAAGGGAGGCAUGAGGAAUAUGUGAGAAGGAUGGGAAACAUGGAGGAGUAAACAGAAGCAGUAUCUUCUCUAAGCUGUGCUUCCCAACACCAUAGCUGGGCAUUGCGUUCCAGGUGUACUUGUAUAUCCAAAUAUUUGGGCUCUCAGGCUAGCCUAAAGUUUUGAGGGAGGGGCCAGAAAGAAGUCUAGAGUUGCCCGUGUCAUGACUUGUAUAUUGCAUGAGCAGUGUAUAAUAGAAAUGGCUUGGAAUUUGUUUUUGUUUUUUUGUUUUUUUUGUUUUUUUGUCUUUUUGCCUUUUUUUUUCUAGGGCAGCUCCUGUGGCACAUAGAGGUUCCCAGUCUAGGGGUCUAAUCGGAGCUGUAGCCGCCGGCCUACGCCAGAGCCACAGCAACGCAGGAUCUGAGCUAUGUCUGUGACCUACACCACAGCUCAUGGAAACGCCAGAUCCUUAACCCACUGAGCAAGGCCAGGGAUCGAACCCACAAUUUCAUGGUUCCUGGUCGGAUUCAUUUCCGCUGAGCCAUGACAGGAAUUCCAGAAAUGGCUUGGACUUUGAAAGCAGAGAGAAAUUCAUAUUCAGUUGAUUUAACAUGUUACCUGAGUCAGUCUUAACUUCCUGUUAUUCUUUGUGAAAGAGGGUCAGUAGUGAUGGCCUCAUAGGGCUUGUGUGGUGAGGCUUGAAUAAGAUAAAGUGUAAAGCAAUAAGAAUAGUGUCUAUGUAUUUGGCCUUGGGUAGACAUCAAGCCUCACACCCGCCCUGCUGCAGCAUUGAGGUGAUCUCUAGUGUGCUCCCAGUGACCUGUACCAGUGUCCCCAAGUCUCCCAUGACUGGAAAUGAGUCCAGGCCUUAACAUCAUGGGUGCUGGCUGAGGAGGGCUUGGGAGUCGGCCAAGGGACAAAUGGCCUCAAGUGGAUUGGGCCUUGCUCCUUGCUAUGCCUAGAAGGCCUCGUAGACAUGAGGUUCUUCUCGCACAGGAAUGUGGUCCUGUUCCCUUCAGCCCUCAGCCCAGAGCUCUGCGACUCCUUGACCUCCCUCCCACCUUGCCCCAGACCUGUUGGACUCAUUUUUCCCUGGAGGAGGGUAGGAAUGGGAGCUCUGUCUUUUACAGGGAAAGGUUUUUCCCUUCCUUUCCCCCAUGCAGGUUUCACUUGACAAGUGAACUAGUCUUCAAAUCUGGAACCUUCUGAGUGACUGCUCAGCCGAUUCAUUGGUUGGUGGAUGAAUCAGUCCGGUUGUGUAGGCCUUGAACUUGUCAUAGGGGGUAUCCAUUCUCUUUGUAAAAGCAACUGAUGGAUUUUAGUGAGGUUGUGAUAAGGGACAUAACUUGUGCAGUCAUUGUAAUACAUUUUGAUUUCUCAGAAGAACAGAAUUGUUCCUAAAUUUAGAAGGGAAAGAAUCUUCUAAACCUCAGAACCGUUUUAUUGUGGAUGGGAGACUACGACUACAUACUUCCUCCGUCCGCUGCUUAGCAUGGGGAGAGUAAUUUUCCUGGCAGUCAGUUUUCUUUUAGGUAAGAGCAAUAAUACCAAAUAAUAAUUCUUGAUACAUUUAAAGAAACAGCCCCUCCGCCCUAAAUAAUCAUAGUUCUUUCUUUGGUGGUAGAGCAGAGUGGUUAAGGACAUAGACUCGAGACAGAUGGCUAGGGUUUGGAUCCUGGCUCUGCCAUUUACUUGCUGUGUGACCCUGGGCAACUUGUGUAUGGGUCAUUUGUGGAGAUUUCUUUACUUAGGUAAAGGGUUUGGACCAAGAUAGCAAUAUUACAUGAUGUCUCUGAUAUCUGCUGUCCCCUGAGUCUCUACCUGGCUCUCCCUUUCUUACUGCCAUUCUCCUACACAUACGGAUUCGAUUUUCAUUCUCUUCCUUUACUCUGUUGCCCAAAUGAAGCCCUAUUAACUUUCGUCCCCUCACUGAUGUAUGCUUUCAUAUCUGGAUAAAGUGAUUGGCAGCCUAUGGUACAAGGAUGCUAAAGAAUCCUGCAGGAUACUUUAAUCCCAGAGUACCUUAAACUUUGUUUCCUGACAGCAGAGGGUGCCACAGUGUUUCUGGUGACAGGAAUGUUUUUGUGCAGAAUGAUUUUUUCCUACCUAGUUCUUUAAGAGCUUUCCCAGGAUACUAACAUAGAGGGCUUUUAUUGCCUAUUAUAUAAUAAUGACACAAGCCAACAGCAAAAUGCACAGUCUUUGAACGGUUAAAAUUUAAUCAAGCAUGUCUCUUAGCACCAUAUUUCAUAUCUGCCUGUUUGCAUUCUGUGGUCCAGGUUUGGAAAGAGAGUAUUUUUCAGAGUAUAUGGCCAGUGUUCUCUGCUGUGAUGUGCUUAUAUAUUUAGGAAUGGGCGAGGGAGGAGGGAGGAGGAAUGGUGAGUGGUAGGGAGUGGAGGCAGAAGUCUGGGAGCAGGCAGCACCAGUGCUGGAAUGAUGUAAAUUUUGGUGCCAAGGGGAGUCUGUGAGCUGAGUAGGGCCAGAUGGAUGAUAGUUCUAAGCGGAAAAGUGCUGUUUGGCUUGUUGAUAAAUGGGAAGUGGUCAGAGCCAGAGAAACAUGUGCGGGCCAAGGAGGAGCCAGUGUGGCAGAGUGAAUUUUCUGAGAUGGGUGCAGCAAGAUGAUCAUCCCAUGCACCCACCUUCCAGCGUGACAUUGACACUUUCUUCAUCAAGACACGGCACCUGCUUUUCUCCCCUUGAAUGCGUGUGGCCAGUGACUGGCUGAAGUGAGGUUUCCUAAACCAGGUCAUAAAGGUGAUAGACUGGCUACCUGGGAUAUGAUUGGGAUGCUAGCAUUUGGAACUUCAUCACCAUGCUAGGAGGAAACCCAGGUCACAUGCAGAGCCCACGUGUAGGUAUUCUGGCUGACGGCCUCAGCUGACAUCCCAACAGCCCGCAUUGAUUGCCAGAUUUAGGGCUGAGGAAACCUUCUGAUUGUGACUAUGUGACAGUCUGUGAGUGAGAACAGCCCAGCUCAACCGAGUCAACCCACAGAAUCAUGAGAGAUAAUAGAACAUGAUUGCUGUUGUUUGAAUUCACCAAGUUUUGGGGUGAUUUGUUACGCAACAAUAGUAACUGAAAUAUGAAGUUAAGUCCAUUAGCCAGAGGGUCUGGGAUAAGAGAGUUAAGUUGAGCCUGAAUUUCCAAAGUAAAAGCUGAAAGUAGUUUGACUCUAGAAGAAGGGUGGAGGUGGAGGAUGCGGCGUUAGUCAGGGGAGUCUGUAAUGAGGCGGGGCUGCUCAGAGUUCUCACAAGGGGGACUGCUUAUUACUAUCGCUCUUCUUAGCAAUAAGCCCAGGCGCAGCCUCUUCUAAUCCCCUAACUUUUUGUCGUGAAAAUGUUGAAGGUGCAAAAGUGGAGUAACUAAUACAGUGAACCCCAUAUUCAGCAUGAUCAACUCAUGGCCACAUUAUACUGUUAAUCAUUUUUCCCUUUCACAUUAUUUUGAAGCAAAUCUUGGUCAUAACAUGUUGUCCCUACAUAUUUUGGUUCCUAAGAUGAGGACUGUUUAAAAAAUGUAACCACAAUAUUAUUAGCACACCUAAAGCCAGGAAGAAAUGAACAAUUGUGUCUAUAUCUAUCAACUUUGUGUGUUUAAAUCAGAAUCUGAAAGACAACUUUCAGAAUGGGAGAAAAUAGUUUCAAAUGAUGCAACCGGCAAGGGCUUAAUCUCUAGAAUAUAUAAACAACUUAUACAACCCAACAGCAAAAAAGCCAAUCAAUCAAUGGAAAAAUGGGCAAAAGACCUGAAUAGACAUUUCUCCAAGGAAGAUAUACAGAUGGCCAGCAAACAUAUGAAAAAAUGCUCAACAUCGUUGAUUAUAAGAGAAAGACAAAUCAAAACUACAAUGAGAUACCACCUCACACCAGUCAGAAUGGCCAUCAUUAAUAAAUCCACAAAUAACAAGUGCUGGAGGGGUUGUGGAGAAAAGGGAACCCUCCUGCAUUGCUGGUGGGAAUGUAAACUGGUACAGCCACUAUGGAGAACUGUUUGGAGAUACCUUAGAAAUCUAUAUAUAGAACUUCCAUAUGACCCCACAGUCCUACUCUUGGGCAUAUAUCCGGACAAAGCUCUACUUAAAAGAGACACAUGCACCCACAUGUUCAUUGCAGCACUAUUCACAAUAGCCAGGACAUGGAAACACCCAAAUGUCCAUCAACAGAUGAUUGGAUUUGGAAGACAUGGUAUAUAUACACAAUGGAAUACUACUCAGCCAUAAAAAAGAACGACAUAAUGCCAUUUGCAGCAACAUGGAUGGAACUAGAGAAUCUCAUCCUGAGUGAAAUGAGCCAGAAAGACAAAGACAAAUACCAUAUGAUAUCACUUACAACUGCAAUCUAAUAUCCAGCGCAAAUGAACAUCUCUUCAGAAAAGAAAAUCAUGGACUUGGAGAAAAGACUUGUGGCUGCCUGAUGGGAGGGGGAGGGAGUGGGAGGGAUCAGGAGCUUGGGCUUAGCAGAUACAACUUAGAAUAGAUUUACAAGGAGAUCCUGCUGAGUAGCAUUGAGAACUUUGUCUAGAUACUCAUGUUGCAACAGAACAAAGGGUGGGGAAAAAAAUGUAAUUGUAAUGUAUACAUGUAAGAAUAACUUGAUCCCCUUGCUGUACAGUGGGGAAAAAAAAAAGAAUCUGGAUAAUAUCAAUACCAGUACUGUCAUAAAUAAUUUAAAAGAAUUAUAAUUUAGAAAGUAAAAAUAAAAUUAAUAUGUUUUAUUUCAUCUGGAAGCUUGA
This is a messenger RNA of Sus scrofa (pig), 6427 nucleotides long. The record is from RefSeq and is a predicted model, not a curated record. Lineage: Eukaryota; Metazoa; Chordata; Mammalia; Artiodactyla; Suidae.